AUGAAGAAUCACACAGUAGUGAUCAAGUUCAUCCUGAUGGGAAUACCCCACACCAAGGGACUGGAGAUAGAGCUCUUUAUCCUGUUUCUGACAUUCUACCUCCUCACCCUGCUGGGGAAUCUACUUAUCUUCAUGGCUAUUAUCUCCUCUUCCCAGCUUCACACCCCCAUGUAUUUCUUCCUGGCAAAUCUAUCUGUGUUUGACAUAUUUUUUCCUUCAGUAAGUUCUCCUAAAAUGUUGCUCUACCUCACAGGAUAUAGUCACACUAUCUCCUUCCAUGGUUGUGCAUCUCAACUAUUCUUCUACCAUUUUCUGGGCUGUACCGAGUGUUUCCUUUAUACUGUGAUGGCCUAUGACCGCUUUACAGCCAUCUGUCACCCAUUAAGGUAUACAGUUAUUAUGAACCAAAGGGUGUGUGCUGUCCUGACUGUGGGUACUUGGUUGGGGGGAUGUCUGCAUGCAGCUGUACUUACAUUUCUAAUCUUUAAAUUACCCUACUGUGGCCCAAAUGAGAUAAACUAUUUCUUUUGUGAUAUCCCUGUAGUGUUGCCCCUGGCUUGUGCUGAUACCUCUCUAGCCCAGAUGGUGAGUUUCAUCAAUGUUGGUAUUGUGGCUCUUCUAUGUUUCCUGCUCAUUGUUACUUCAUACAUUCGCAUUGUGUUCUCCAUAUUGAAAAUCCACUCAUCAGAGGGCAGGCGCAGAGCCUUUUCCACCUGCAGUGCCCACCUGACUUCCAUACUCUUGUUCUAUGGUCCUGUGGUUCUCAUAUAUCUCAGACCUGCUUCUACUCCUUGGCUGGAUUCUGUGAUUCAGGUAUUGAAUAAUAUUGUCACACCCUCCCUGAAUCCCUUGAUUUAUACACUGAGGAACAAGGAAGUGAAAUCAGCCUUGAAAAAAGUGCUAUUCCAAGUAGUAAACUCUUCAGCAUUAUGA
Messenger RNA from Gracilinanus agilis (Agile Gracile Mouse Opossum), 933 nucleotides. RefSeq names its product putative olfactory receptor 10D4. The record is from RefSeq and is a predicted model, not a curated record. Gene Ontology annotation, cellular component: membrane. Lineage: Eukaryota; Metazoa; Chordata; Mammalia; Didelphimorphia; Didelphidae. The coding region runs from base 1 to 933 and encodes 310 amino acids. Gene Ontology annotation, biological process: G protein-coupled receptor signaling pathway. Gene Ontology annotation, molecular function: G protein-coupled receptor activity; olfactory receptor activity. The transcript has a single exon.